Purpureocillium lilacinum is the source of this 1431-nucleotide messenger RNA. RefSeq names its product oleate hydroxylase fah12. Gene Ontology annotation, molecular function: oxidoreductase activity, acting on paired donors, with oxidation of a pair of donors resulting in the reduction of molecular oxygen to two molecules of water. NCBI's taxonomy places the organism in Eukaryota, Fungi, Ascomycota, Sordariomycetes, Hypocreales, Ophiocordycipitaceae. Gene Ontology annotation, biological process: unsaturated fatty acid biosynthetic process. The record is from RefSeq and is a predicted model, not a curated record.
AUGGCUUCCACCGCCAUUCCCCGGAAUCCCAUCCUCCGCAGGACCGUCACCUCGGCCACUGCCACCGACUCCGAGUCGUCGGCCGCCGUCUCGCCCUCCGACUCCCCUCGUCACUCGGCCUCGUCCACGUCGCUCUCCUCCCUCUCCUCCAUCGACGUCGCCGACCCCAAGCCCGCCUAUACGGGCCUCGUCGACACGUACGGCAACGCCUUCACGCCCCCCGAUUUCACCAUCAAGGACAUCCGCGAUGCCAUCCCCGCCCACUGCUUCGAACGCUCCGCCCUGAAGGGCUACGCAUACAUCCUGCGUGACAUGGCCUGCAUCGCCACCACCUUCCUUCUCUGCCACAACUUUGUCACCCCCGAGUACAUCCCCUCGACGCCCGUCCGCGCCCUGCUCUGGGGCUUGUACACGGUCCUCCAGGGCCUCUUCGGUACCGGCCUCUGGGUCAUCGCCCACGAGUGUGGUCACCAGGCCUUCUCGCCCUCCAAGGUCGUCAACGACACCACCGGCUGGGUCCUGCACUCGGCCCUGCUCGUCCCCUACUUCUCCUGGAAGAUCUCCCACGGCAAGCACCACAAGGCCACCGGCAACAUGGAGCGCGACAUGGUCUUUGUGCCCCGCACCCGCGAGCAGCAGGCCUCGCGCCUCGGCAAGCUGGUCCACGAGCUCGGCGAGCUGGCUGAGGAUGCCCCCGCCUACACCCUCCUCAUGCUCAUCGGCCAGCAGCUCAUCGGCUGGCCCAACUACCUCCUGACCAACGUCACCGGCCACAACUACCACGAGCGCCAGCGCGAGGGCCGCGGCAAGGGCAAGCACAACGGCUUCGGCGGCGGCGUCAACCACUUCGACCCUCGCAGCCCCCUGUAUGAGCAGAAGGACGGCAAGCUCAUCCUCCUCAGCGACCUGGGCAUCGCCAUCACCGCCAGCGUCCUGUACUUCCUCGGCAGCCGCUUCGGAUGGGCCAACUUGGCCGUCUGGUACAUGAUCCCGUAUCUUUGGGUCAACCACUGGCUCGUCGCCAUCACCUUCCUCCAGCACACUGACCCGUCUCUGCCGCACUACACGGCCGACGAGUGGAACUUUGUCCGCGGUGCCGCUGCCACCAUCGAUCGCGAGAUGGGCUUCAUCGGCCGCCACCUGCUCCACGGCAUCAUCGAGACGCACGUCCUGCACCACUACGUCAGCACCAUUCCCUUCUACAACGCUGACGAGGCAUCGGACGCCAUCCGCCCCGUCAUGGGCAAGCACUACCGGUCCGACACCAAGGACGGCCCCUGGGGCUUCAUCCGCGCCAUGUGGCGAAGCGCUCGCAUGUGCCAGUGGGUCGAGCCCAGCGAGAAGGCCGAGGGCGCUGGCAAGGGCGUUCUCUUCUUCCGCAACACCAACGGCCUGGGCACCAAGCCGUUGAGCAUGAAGAAGCCCGAGUAA